AUGGGUGAAAUGGAGUCUCAAGACCUACAGGGCCAAUCGACUCCCGUUGUUGAUAUCAUCGACGACCACGACAAUACCGCCCUGAACCUUGCCAUAUAUAACGUUCUCAUCAGGUUGCCUUUAUUCCAACAAGAAACCUUCACCAACCCACUGGCGUACAGUUAUGAUAAAACUGUAAAUGCCUUACUACGAAUUACAGAGAACGACAGUGUCCUCCAGUCUUCACCUGCUCCGAGUGCCGCACCCAAUGUCAGGCCUCAGGCCGUCCCUCAGGCUAAGACUCGAGGUGUAAAGAGAGCGAGGGAGCCCGAACCCGAGCCUUCAAAACGACCUACCGGUAUAAAUAGCCGGCGUGCGGCCAAGACAAUGAAACCUGAGGAGGCCAACGAGGCCAAAGGCCCUCGUUACAGGCUUAUUGCCCCAAAGCCACCAAAGAUUGAUGUGCCUUGUCAACGACAGCCAUUGCCUGUCAAUAUACUGCCAAGCAGAGCUGGUUUCCAGUAUCGGAACGCACCUGUCUCGUUUGCUGCUCCUGGUGGUGCUGCUCGUGAUUCAGGACAACAACUGAAUCGUCAUCUUCAGCUGGCGCAGGCGCAGAUGGGCUUUAAUCCUCCUGUCACUUCGUCUCCUCACAGCGGGACAUUCCGUCUCCCCACAACGGGCAUAUGGCUUUCUCUUCCCAUCUGCCACCUCUUCGACAGCUUCAUGAUGGGAUGA
Molecule: messenger RNA, 717 nt
Organism: Fusarium musae
Lineage: Eukaryota; Fungi; Ascomycota; Sordariomycetes; Hypocreales; Nectriaceae
Exons: 3
Coding region: 1-717 (238 amino acids)
Source: RefSeq, a predicted model, not a curated record